GACCUUUGGAACAACGACCGACGGUGUUAUCCGAUAUGGGUCGACUGUAUACGUCUGUGCGAUUUGAAGACACUAAAACCGAGGGAAGACCUAGUAUCUAUCUGUUCAUCUUUGUCAACCCACUGUCUGGCGACUGUAAAGGACAAGACUUACUAGAAUUAGCGAUCCAGCAUUUCAGGUUGCGUCGGUUUCCUCAGGUCCAAGUCGAGAUCCACAAUAUCUUGGAUGAAAAGGAUCGGACACUUGGGUUUGAACGUAUCCAGAUUGUGGAGACGAUGGCUAAAUCUGGCAAGCUUCCAUGCUUAGACGAGGAGGAAGAGGAUACCGAGUAUAAGAUUGGUGCCACAGUCCGAACAAGACAUAUUCAUGUAUGGUCAUGUGGAGGAGAUGGUACCGUUAUGUCCUUGUUUGAACUUUUAGUAGAGAAUCAUAUUGAUCUGGACUACAUGUUUUUCUCAUGUAUUCCAUUUGGCACUGGUAAUGAUUUUAGUCAGGUGUUGGGGUGGGGUCGAACUAUACCACAUAAAGAUAUAUUGGGUAAACGCUUACAACAUUUGGAAACAUUGAUCACUGAACGAUUACAAAAGUCAGAAGCUGCAAGAUUGGAUGUAUGGGAGGUAGAGAUGUCUGCAUGCGAUAGUGGGUAUGUCAGACUGGCAGGACCACAGCGCAAGGAUGGUCAUGAUGUGCUUGAGAUUGAUGAACGCGAGCAGCAAGGUGAUUAUCCAUCCGUCACACGAAAGAUGUGCAAUUACAUGUCGAUCGGUGUGCAAGGUUACGUGGGUUCCGGGUUUGAGAAGCACAGGGCUGGGAAUCGCUUUGCCAAUAUGAUGGUCUAUACCUGUGAAAGCGCUAAAUGGGUCUUUUGGCGCAGAUUUCCUGCUGUGACCAAUUUUAUUGAGAAGAUCAUCUAUAACGACAAGACUGUGCUGGUGUGUCCGAAUCCAGAUGAUAAGAAGAGUAAUAGCAGCACAUCAGACAAUGCACCUACCAUGACGAAACAUCCAAUUGAUUUCGUCAUUCAAAACAUUCCACACAUAUGGGGAAGAGAGGUUGAUUUAUGGGGUGAUGCUUUGUCUGGUUUAGAAGUCGUGGAUGAUCGAUCUGGUCACACAGACCCUGAAAAUUGGAAACCACAGCUUGCUAAUGAUGGCAAGAUGGAAAUCAUGACUAUACAAGACAUGACAAGUUAUAUAAAGAAACUAGCCAAUAUCCGACAACAUGUUUCACGCGUGGGUCAGUUUGAGACACCCUUUGAGAUUGUAUUUCGUAAGCCUCAAGCACAAGCAGAAAAGAGUUGGUGGAAGACAUGCUUUGAGAAUAAAUAUAAGCGGGAUAAUGUCAUUUGUAUCAUGUGUGAUGGAGAGUUCUAUAUUAUCAAGGAUCCAAAGAGCUUAAAGUUCCGACGAUUUGCACAAGUCUGGACGUUAGGAAGACAUGAUGAAAAGGUCAAGGGAAGAUUGGUUCAAGAUGAACAGGUAUCACAACAACAGCAACAACAACAACAAUAGUAAAACGCAUAAUUAAUAUAAUAUAUACACAC
This is a messenger RNA of Mucor mucedo, 1543 nucleotides long. RefSeq names its product ATP-NAD kinase-like domain-containing protein. The record is from RefSeq and is a predicted model, not a curated record. Lineage: Eukaryota; Fungi; Mucoromycota; Mucoromycetes; Mucorales; Mucoraceae. Bases 36 to 1511 code for a protein of 491 amino acids. The transcript is spliced from 3 exons. Gene Ontology annotation, molecular function: ATP-dependent diacylglycerol kinase activity.